Molecule: messenger RNA, 2461 nt
Organism: Lates calcarifer (barramundi perch)
Lineage: Eukaryota; Metazoa; Chordata; Actinopteri; Centropomidae
Gene: lcp2a
Product: lymphocyte cytosolic protein 2a
Exons: 22
Coding region: 368-1876 (502 amino acids)
Biological process (GO): cell surface receptor protein tyrosine kinase signaling pathway; intracellular signal transduction
Molecular function (GO): protein binding
Source: RefSeq, a predicted model, not a curated record
AAAGAGAGGCAGAGAGACAUAGACACAUACAGAGAGUGGAGAGAGAGAGAGACAGAAAGAAGGAAGCCAUUUUGGUUCCACGGUGACAUGUCUGCCUGCACUUUGCUCUCUUCUUCACUUUGUUUCGAAGACUCUGGAGUUGGACGGCGGAAGGAGUGGUGAGGAACGAGGCCCGUCUGUCAGUCAGAGACCUGGAAGGAAAUAAAGUCUGUGAAGGACCGAGGCUGAGGCGACGACUCAGAAAUAAAACAUCAUCUCCAGCUGACCGUCAGAUGGUGGUCGUGUCUCGUUAGGCGAGCACCAGAGUCGGGUUUGACGUCAUCUGGACGGACGCCGUGUCUUUGAGAGGACGGGAGGAGGACACAGGAUGAGCUCGGACCGAGUGCCAUCCAGGUCGGAGGUGAUGGGGUGGAGCCCACAGCAGCUGGCAGACUACCUGAAGAGGAUGAACCUGUCCGGCUGUGAUAAAGCUGUGCUGAAGAACAGCAUCAGUGGACACAGAUUCGUGAAUCUGAGCGAUAACGACCUGCAGAAAUUCCCCAAACUCCACGCUCCGAUGAUCUCUAAGAUCAGCAGUGAGAUCAGUAAGAAGGAGGAGAAGAGAGGUCUGUUUGGGAAAAGGUCGACGCCAAAAUAUCACGAACCAGACCCCACAGCUGAUGUUCAGGGCUGGGGAGAAGAUGAGUUCGAUGACGAGUUCGACGAUGACGACUAUGAGAGUCCAAACAGCGGCGACGACGACGGCAGCGGGGGAGACUACGAGUCCCCGAACGACGACCCAGACGGGGCCAACGAUUACGAGCCUCCUCCCUCUGAACCUCCAGAGGACCUGGCCCACAAGCUGUGCCCCACCCUCCCCAUCGGAGACGGAGACUACAUCGACAACAGGGAUAACCACGUGUCGUCCAGAGCGCCCCCUGCUGUGUGUCCUCGCCCCCCAGUUUCCUCCCUGUCCCCCCGGAUGGCUGGACCUCCCGCCGGAAGAGACCCCUCCCCUCACUGUGGACGAGCAUCAGGGAAAUUUCUUCCUGAGCCGCCGCAGAUCUUUCGUAGCAACAAACCAGGCAGAGAUUCAGGAUCUAACUCGUCCCCCAUCAGAGGACCCAACUCACUGGACAGGCCGCGCACACCGUCUUGGAAGCCUCAGCCGGAGAUCCAGGAGCCUCCCACCUGGUCCAAGCCUCCGGCUCUUCCUCCGUCCUCUUCCAUCAACAGGAGCAACUCCUCUGCCAGGCCUCCUCCCAACAGGUUUGACGGGAGAAGAGAGCCACCACAUGAUGAAGCUCCUAAACACAACACCUUCCCCCUCCACAAUAAAAGUCUGCCCCCCCGCCCUGGACUCCCUGGGCCCCCGUCACGCCAUGGAGACAGUCUGCCUCCCAGUGUUCCCUCUGCUGGCUCUCUGCCUCACAGGCUGCAAUCUGGAAAGGUCGAACACAGAGGCAGCUUCGCCGGAUCAGACAGAUCGUUUCGUCCUCCGCCCACAGCGUCACACACACAGGAGCUGGAUCCUCUCUGGUACGUGGGUAAAGUGACCCGGGGUCAGGCCGAGGGAUGUCUGAAACGGGUCAGAAAGGACGGGGCGUACCUGGUGAGGGACAGCACCCGGCAGCUGGAUUCUCAGCCCUUCACCCUGAUGGUCUUCUACCAGGACAAGGUCUACAACAUCCAGAUCAGACAGCAGAACCAACAGUUCCUGCUGGGAACCGGACUCAAAGUCCAGGAGUCUUUCCCGUCAGUUAGCGAAAUCAUUGGCCAUUACUCCCAGUCUCCUCUGCUCCUCAUCGACGCCAAAAACCGAAGCACCAGUCAGCAGAACCAGUGCCUCCUCUCCGACCCAGCCGGGUACUACAUGACCGGACAGAACUGGUCCUGACCAUAUCGAACCGGAUCAGACCGACCGCCAAACUAAACCAGGGGGAAAACGCGAGAGUUAAGAUGAAUGUCCAUCUGAAACAGUAUUAGCAGGUGUGGUGAACCUUCCUCCAGAGGAAGCACGAAGAUUUUUAUUGUGAUGGUGAGUGAAAAUGUAAAUGUCAGAUUUUUGCACGAUUUGCAAGUUUCUUCCUUCGCUUGCUUUUGACUGUUCGCAUUUACAAACAGCCUUUAGUUUUGUGUCAACUCUGCUCGAGACAAUAAACCUCUCAGAGUUUCGACACCGUCUCCACUCAGAAACGUUUUAGAGCUUUUAAAUUAUAACUUCUGUUUGAUGGAUGAAAGAUAAAUCCACAUUCAAACUACGUGUGUUCCUGUUUCUGUCUCCAGCUCAGCUGCGUAAAACUCACCUUUUAUGAUUGUACUUAAAACAGUUUCUGUUUUGGUUGGAUAAUGCAGGUGAACCCACACAGUGUUCUGACUUCAUGUUACUUUGUGCUUUCAGUCUGGAACAUUUUUGAAUUCACUGUAAAUGCAUCAACUGGUUUGUCACUCAGCUGUCCUCAUUAAAACUCAUGGAAACAUC